AGCAGCCUGCCAGGCACCGGAGCCCAAAUGAAGCCCCGAGCCUCUGCCCGCGCCUGUGCCAUCGUGCUGGUCCUGCUGCCGCUGCUGGCUGUCCUCCAGACCACCCGUGCCCAAAAGAAUGCCAUCGACAUCUACAGCCUCACUGUGGACUCCAGGGUCUCCUCCCGGUUUGCCCACACGGUCAUCACCAGCAGGGUGGUCAACAGAGCGGAUUCCAUGCAGGAGGCCACCUUCCAGAUGGAGCUGCCCAAGAAAGCCUUCAUCACCAACUUCUCCAUGAUCAUCGACGGUGUGACGUACCCAGGGAACAUCAAGCAGAAGGAUGCAGCCCAGGAGCAGUACAGUGCGGCCGUGGCCAGGGGGGAGAGUGCUGGCCUCGUCAAGGCCACUGGGAGAAAGAUGGAGCAGUUCCAGGUAUCGGUCAGCGUGGCUCCCUCUGCCAAGGUCACCUUCGAGCUGGUGUACGAGGAGUUGCUCAAGCGGCGUCUGGGAGUGUAUGAGCUGCUGCUGAAAGUCCAGCCCCAGCAGCUGGUCAAGCACCUGCAGAUGGACAUUCACAUCUUCGAGCCUCAGGGCAUCAGCUUUCUGGAGACAGAGAGCACCUUCAUGACCAAUGAGCUUGCAGACGCCCUCACCGUCUCACAGAACCAGACCAAGGCUCACAUCCGAUUCAAGCCGACGCUGUCCCAGCAACAGAAGUCUGCGGAGCAACAGGACACGGUCGUGGAUGGCGACUUCAUCGUCCGCUAUGAUGUGAACCGCACCCUCUCUGGAGGCUCCAUUCAGAUCGAGAAUGGCUACUUUGUGCACUACUUUGCCCCCGAGGGUCUGUCCAUGAUACCGAAGAAUGUGAUCUUCGUCAUCGACACGAGUGGCUCCAUGAUGGGCAAGAAAAUCCAGCAGACUCGGGAAGCCCUCAUCAAGAUCCUAGAGGACCUCAGGCCCGAAGACCACUUCAACCUCAUUAGCUUCAGCGGGGAAGCAACCCAGUGGAAGCCAUCGCUGGUGCCAGCUUCGACCCAGAACGUGGAGGAGGCCAAGAAAUACGCUAACAGCAUCAAGGCCCAGGGAGGAACCAAUAUCAACGAUGCGAUGCUGAUGGCCGUGCAGCUGCUGGAGACAGCCACCCGGGAGGAGCAGCUGCCCUCAGGGAGCGUGUCCCUUCUCCUCCUCCUCACUGAUGGCGACCCCACUGUGGGAGUGACCAACCCCACGAAGAUCCAGGAGAAUGUGCAGGAGGCCAUAGGCGGUCAGCACAGCCUCUUCUGCCUGGGCUUUGGCUUCGACGUCAGCUACGCCUUCCUGGAGAAGCUGGCGCUGGACAACGGCGGCCUGGCUCGGCGCAUCUACGAGGACUCGGACUCCGCCCUGCAGCUGCAGGACUUCUACCAGGAGGUGGCCAACCCCCUGCUGACCGCAGUGACCUUCGAGUACCCAGGCAAUGCCGUGGAGGAGGUCACGCAGGACAGCUUCCGGCUGUUCUUCAAGGGCUCCGAGAUGGUGGUGGCCGGGAAGCUCCGGGCCCAGAGCCCUGAGGUGCUCUCCGCCAAAGUCAGCGGGCAGCUGCCCACGGAGAACAUCACCUUCCAAAUGGAGUCCCAGGUGGCAAAGCAGGAAGAGGAGUUCCGACAGCCCAAGUACAUCUUCCACGGCUUCAUGGAGAGACUCUGGGCGUACCUGACCAUCCACCAACUGCUGGAGCGAAUGGUUUCUGCGUCUGAUGCUGAGAAGCAGGCCCUGAAGACCCAAGCUCUGGGCUUGUCGCUCAACUAUAGCUUUGUCACCCCCCUCACGUCCAUGGUGGUCACCAAACCGGAAGGCCAAGACCAGUCUCAAGUUGCUGAGAAGCCCGUGGAAAGUGUGCCUGAUUACCUGGACGAAACAAUGGAAGAAACAAGCCCUACAGCCGCACCACCAGCCCCCAUCCAGGCUCCCACCGUCAUCCUGCCUCUGCCUGGGCAGAGCGGGGACCAGCUCUGCGUGGACAUCAAGCGCACCUCGGGGCCAUUAUUACUCCUGCUCUCAGACCCUGACCAAGGUCUCGAGGUGACUGGAGAGUAUAAGAUGAAGAAGGCCCAGUUCUCACAGAUCGAGGUGACUUUCAAGAAUCCCCAGCUGCAGGUCCAUGUGUCCCCUGAGCACGUGGUAGUGACUCGGGGCCGAAGAAGCUCUGAGUACAAGUGGAAGGAGACGCUGUUCGUGGUGAUGCCUGGCCUCACGAUGACCAUGGACAAGGCGGGGCUCCUGCUGCUCAGCAGCCCAGACAAAGUGACCAUCGGCCUGCUGUCCUGGGACGGCCCUGGGCAGGGGCUUCGGCUGCUUCUGCGGGACACUGACCGCUUCUCCAGCCACGUCGACGGGAUCCUUGGCCGCUUUUACCGGGGCGUGCUCUGGGGACCCCCAGAUGCCACAGAUGACAGCAAGCGAACACUGAGGGCUCAUGGGUUUGACUUCAAUGCCACCAGAAAGCUCAAGCUGGAUUACCAAGAGGGGACCCCAGGAACAGAGAUUUCCUGCUGGUCUGUUGAGCUAUAGUCCUGAUGGCAGGAGUUAUACCCACCCACCAACCCCAAUGCCACCCCACUGUGUGCAGAUGGCUAUCCUCCUGUGACCACAGCUGCCUGUGGGGUCUCGACUGUGAUGGGGAGGGGAGUUCCACUUAUUACAA
Messenger RNA from Eptesicus fuscus (big brown bat), 2668 nucleotides. RefSeq names its product inter-alpha-trypsin inhibitor heavy chain H4-like. The transcript is spliced from 20 exons. Gene Ontology annotation, molecular function: serine-type endopeptidase inhibitor activity. Bases 28 to 2535 code for a protein of 835 amino acids. The record is from RefSeq and is a predicted model, not a curated record. Lineage: Eukaryota; Metazoa; Chordata; Mammalia; Chiroptera; Vespertilionidae. Gene Ontology annotation, biological process: hyaluronan metabolic process.